UCCCUUCUUGUUUUUCCAACUUUUCUUUUGCAUUUCUUUCUUUAUUGUUUUGGUUUGCUGCUUUUUCUUUACAAGUGGUCAGGGUUCUUAUUUUUCAUUGCAUAGGAUGCUUAGUUCUGGUGGUGGAAGUGGCAGCUGUUCCAAGGACAUGGCGGUGGAGUUAGGAGAUGAGCCCCAUGUUUUAGUUGUGGAUGAUAGCCUCAUUGAUAGGAAACUGGUUGAGAGACUGCUCAAGAACUCCGCUUGCAAAGUGACUACAGCAGAGAAUGCACUGAGGGCUGUGGAAUAUUUGAGACUGGGAAAUGAUACAUUGGAAGGCACUGUUUCUGAGGUCAAUAUGAUAAUAACAGAUUACUGCAUGCCUGGAAUGACCGGCUAUGAACUGCUCAAGAAAAUCAAGGAAUCAUCCAUUCUCAAGGAAGUCCCUGUUAUAAUCAUGUCUUCCGAAAACAUACCCACUCGUAUCAGUCAGUGCUUGGAGGAAGGUGCAAAGAUGUUCAUGCUGAAGCCACUGAAGCGGUCUGAUGUGAAGCAACUCAAAUGGCACUUGAUGAAAUGCAGGAACUGAAGUUAGAGGCAAGAAAACAACAACUAGGAUUCAAGAACAAGAUUUGUAAUGAGAAAAAGAAAAGAAGAAAAACUUUAUAAACCCGCAUUUUUGUUUUUCUUAGUAGGGUGUAGUGAAAAAAUGGGGGUGUCUAUAUUGUUUCCAUUCUUCAAUUUUUGUGCGUCUUGACAUUUCUGUUUUAAGCCAGAUAUUGGCAUUGAUACAAAUAUGAUGAUUCUAUAUACAAUAAUUGACUGAA
Gossypium arboreum is the source of this 806-nucleotide messenger RNA. RefSeq names its product two-component response regulator ARR17-like. Gene Ontology annotation, biological process: phosphorelay signal transduction system; cytokinin-activated signaling pathway. The record is from RefSeq and is a predicted model, not a curated record. The transcript has 5 exons. NCBI's taxonomy places the organism in Eukaryota, Viridiplantae, Streptophyta, Magnoliopsida, Malvales, Malvaceae. Bases 107 to 568 code for a protein of 153 amino acids.